AUGGGAAACGCCGAGGCAACCUCGUCUGACAACAUUCAGGCUCAGGUUUCCCUGCGCAUCGGACCCCCCGAAUCUGAAGAAGUUCCAAUUGAGAUGAAAGCUACCACCCUGUGCGGGUCUGAUGUUCACUACUAUACACACUUCCGCAACGGAGACAUCCAAAUCAAAGAGCCGCUCUCACAAGGCCAUGAAAGCGCCGGCUUGGUGAUUGCUGUUGGGCCCGAGGUUGCGUCAAAACAUGACAUCAAAGUGGGAGAUAUAGUGGCAUUAGAGGCGGGUGUGCCCUGUGACAAAUGCGAAGUAUGCCUUGACGGGGACUACAACGUGUGCGAAAAGAUGCGGUUCCGUAGCAGCGCAACCGCCUUCCCACACUUUCAGGGCACUCUUCGGGAGCGAUUCAACCAUCCAGCCAAGUGGGUUCACAAUUCGGAAAGCGGCUUCAAAGCCAGGCGCAACAUGUCUGGUGAUUGGGGCUGGUGCGGUCGGCCUUCUCUGUGCUGCUGCAGCCAAAUGCGCCGGGUACAAUGCGCCGGGUACAACCGAGUUGUCAUGGCAGACAUCGCGUCGAAUCGUCUCGCAUUCGCGAAAGAGAAUGGCUUCGCGGAUGACACGGUGAAUCUGGUAUCGAAAAGGCCAAACAGCAUCGAGAAAGGCCUAGCUUUUGCCAAGAAGGAUGCCGCGGAUCUGGUAGCCAUGAAUCAGGGAGACAGGUUUGCUAGGACCUUUGAAUGCACCGGCGUGGAAGGUUGCGCUACGCGCGGCGGGGGUAAGGUUCUCCUUAUUGGCAUGGGUACACAUCAGACACUCCCGAUGUCAGCUGCUUCGUUGCGCGAGGUAGAUCUCGUCGGAGUGUGGCGGUAUGCCAAUUGCUAUCCCCAAGGUAUCGAACUCAUGGAGAAAUGCACCAAGGAUAGGUCAAUACCCGACCUGAGGGGCCUCACGACCCAUUCUUACAAGGGCCUCUCGAUGGUCCCAGAAGCCUUUUCAUGGCUGGAAGGACAAGCACGACGUUCCGUUCAAGCCAACCGGCUUCUGCAGCACACGACGGUCAUGCGUGGCAGCUGGGCAGCUUAG
Diaporthe amygdali is the source of this 1074-nucleotide messenger RNA. Its product is annotated as L-iditol 2-dehydrogenase. Gene Ontology annotation, biological process: D-sorbitol catabolic process. Lineage: Eukaryota; Fungi; Ascomycota; Sordariomycetes; Diaporthales; Diaporthaceae. The transcript is spliced from 5 exons. Gene Ontology annotation, molecular function: zinc ion binding; L-iditol 2-dehydrogenase (NAD+) activity. Bases 1 to 1074 code for a protein of 357 amino acids. The record is from RefSeq and is a predicted model, not a curated record.